Molecule: messenger RNA, 1266 nt
Organism: Elephantulus edwardii (Cape elephant shrew)
Lineage: Eukaryota; Metazoa; Chordata; Mammalia; Macroscelidea; Macroscelididae
Gene: KCNK4
Product: potassium channel, subfamily K, member 4
Exons: 6
Coding region: 73-1266 (397 amino acids)
Biological process (GO): potassium ion transmembrane transport; stabilization of membrane potential
Cellular component (GO): membrane
Molecular function (GO): potassium ion leak channel activity
Source: RefSeq, a predicted model, not a curated record
GCAGCUCCCCAGGAGCCCCCUGCUCGGCCCCAGCAGGUGGGCAGUGGAGGUGGCUCUGCCUCUGGGCGCGCCAUGCGCAGCACCACGCUGCUAGCGCUGCUGGCGCUGGUCCUGCUGUACUUGGUGUCCGGUGCCCUGGUGUUCCAGGCUCUGGAGCAGCCCCACGAGCAGCAGGCCCAGAGGGAGCUGGGGGAGGUCCGAGAGAAGUUCCUGAAGGCCCAUCCAUGUGUGAGCGAACAGGAGCUCGGGCACUUCAUCAAGGAGGUGUCGGAUGCCCUGGGAGGGGGUGCGGACCCGGAAGUCAACUCAACCAGCAACAGCAGCCACUCGGUCUGGAACUUGGGCAGCGCCUUUUUUUUCUCAGGCACCAUCAUCACCACCAUCGGUUACGGCAACACGGCCCUGCGCACUGACGCGGGGCGCCUCUUCUGCAUCUUUUACGCGCUGGUGGGAAUCCCGCUUUUCGGGAUCCUGCUGGCGGGGGUCGGCGACCGCCUGGGUUCCUCCUUGCGUCGCGGUAUCGGCCACAUCGAAGCCAUCUUCUUGAAGUGGCACGUGCCACCCGAGCUGGUGAGGGUGCUGUCCGCGGUGCUCUUCCUGUUGAUCGGCUGCCUCCUCUUCGUCCUCACGCCCAUGUUCGUGUUCUGCUAUGUGGAGGGCUGGAGCAAGCUGGAAGCCAUCUACUUCGUCAUCGUGACGCUCACCACCGUGGGCUUUGGCGACUAUGUGGCGGGCACCGACCCCAAGCAGGACACGCCAACCUACCAGCCGCUGGUGUGGUUCUGGAUCCUGUUCGGCCUGGCCUACUUCGCCUCGGUGCUAACCACCAUCGGAAACUGGCUGCGAGUGGUGUCCCGCCGCACGCGAGCCGAGAUGGGCGGUCUGACAGCGCAGGCUGCCAGCUGGACAGGCACGGUGACGGCGCGGGUGACCCAGAGAGCCGGGCCCGCGGUGCCGCCUCCGGAGAAAGAGCGGCCGCUCUUGCCUCCGCCGCCAGCCCCAGCGCCGCCGCCGCCUGCCAUCCAGAAACCACCUUCGCCCCCAGAGAAGGUGGAGAAAGUGGAGCCGCCCUCCCCGCCCACCGGCUCCGCCCUGGACUACCCCAGCGAGAACCUGGCCUUCAUUGACGAAUCCUCGGACACGCAGAGCGAGCACGGCUGCGCACUGGGCCGUGCAACCCGGGGCCGCCGCCGCCCUAACCCCCCGAGGAAGCCAGCGCGGCCCCGGGGGCCGCGGCACCCGCGCGACAAAGGCGAGCCCGCGUAG